UUUCUUGGGUUACUGUCCCCAGAUUUACACUUACUUUCUUCUUCUUGGGAUGUCCGCAACCCCACCCUCGCUCCCAACAAUCCAAUCCCACGGUUCUACUAUAUAUAUGGUAUCUAUCUAUCGUUUACACUGCCCACAGAAGCUUAAACCCUUGUAACUUUACCCCCACAAAUGAAUCAACUCUCUUAAUUCAUCCCUUUCUUUCAGUCCCAUAAACACACACAAUUACAUACAUAGAUAUAUAUAAAAUGGCAGAGUUAGAGUAUCAAAGUAAAACAUGCCAUAACAGCACAAGUAAUGGAGUCUUGAAGCUCUUUGGUUUUAACGUAAUAGAAGAAGAAGAGGUAGAAUCCACCAAAAGAAGAUCAGGGUCACCGGAGUCCGGUGGUUUUCCGACCUCUGACGGCCGGAAAUACGAGUGCCAGUACUGCUUCCGGGAGUUUGCCAAUUCACAGGCCUUAGGUGGCCAUCAAAACGCCCACAAGAAAGAGAGGCAACAAUUGAAACGUGCACAAAUGCAAGCAAACAGAAACGCAACCGUGUCUUACAUGAGAAACCCUAUAGUCUCCGCCUUUGCUCCGCCUCCUCAUCUACUUUCUCCGUCGGGUCCGGUGGUUCUUCCUGCGGCGGUUCAGCCUUCUCCAUCGUGGGUUUACGUUCCACGCGCCGCACAUCCCUUACAUGUGUCGCAUGGGUGCGUGUUUUCCGCAUCUACAACUGGGAGGGGUGUAGGGAGCUUAUCUUAUGCCAGCAGUGCAGGGGAGUCCAGCUUGACAAGUGUUGCGGGUCAACCCGUUAAAGCCCACAGCGGGAAGCUGGAUGGGCCUUCGUUAAGUAGAUUUUCUAGACCAGGUGAUGGGCCUAAUUUCGAUGAUACAUUCGGGCUUGAUUUGCAUCUCAGCCUCGCGCCAGCCGAGCCAUAAGUUGAGCAGAGACUUAGCCACAUCUUUGACAGGGAAGAUCGCAUGUUAUUGGACAUAAUUGAAUUAAAAAACGAGUUAAAAUCCUAUUCAGUGUAUCGUCCAGUCCAACUGUUGCACAGAAAGGUACUACAUGGCUUGGGAGCUCAGGAGUUCAGACUCGAGAUAAGGUUGGCUUGGCUAAUCAGCUAGCUAAAAAGCCGAAGUUAAAUUUAUGCGUAGGGUAGUAAGAGUUUGUACAUUUUAAGAUUUAUUUCUCGAGGAAAAUUUUCUAGAUGCACUGGCGAUCUCAUCAUUUUGAUUCUAA
Molecule: messenger RNA, 1227 nt
Organism: Olea europaea var. sylvestris
Lineage: Eukaryota; Viridiplantae; Streptophyta; Magnoliopsida; Lamiales; Oleaceae
Product: zinc finger protein GIS3-like
Exons: 1
Coding region: 249-923 (224 amino acids)
Biological process (GO): gibberellic acid mediated signaling pathway; trichome morphogenesis; trichome differentiation
Cellular component (GO): nucleus
Molecular function (GO): DNA-binding transcription factor activity; transcription cis-regulatory region binding
Source: RefSeq, a predicted model, not a curated record